Entelurus aequoreus (snake pipefish) is the source of this 2609-nucleotide messenger RNA. RefSeq names its product phospholipase B1, membrane-associated-like. The record is from RefSeq and is a predicted model, not a curated record. Gene Ontology annotation, molecular function: phosphatidylcholine lysophospholipase A1 activity; A2-type glycerophospholipase activity; retinyl-palmitate esterase activity. Bases 89 to 2272 code for a protein of 727 amino acids. Lineage: Eukaryota; Metazoa; Chordata; Actinopteri; Syngnathiformes; Syngnathidae. Gene Ontology annotation, cellular component: brush border membrane. The transcript is spliced from 15 exons. Gene Ontology annotation, biological process: phospholipid metabolic process.
CCCUUUGUGAGGACAGAGGGCACCUCUCCUACAAAUCCCACCAGCAGCGCAUCUCGUCUUCAAUCCAGUGUGACGUUUUCGAGUCAACAUGAGAGCAGCUUUGUGCGCAUGUUUUUUAUCCCUGAUGUGUGUGUCUGCUGUGACAAUUGGCACAGAGAUGCACUGUGAGGAUGGCGGCCCCUCCGACCACACACCCACCUCAGUGCAUGAACUCAGGCCAGGAGAUAUCCAGGUGGUUGCUGCCGUGGGAGACUAUCUGACAGUGGAGAACGGCAUGUCUUUAAACCAAGACCCUUAUGAUUCCAUGAUUAAGCACAGAGGUUUAUCAUGGAGUAUCGGCGGUGAUGGAAACCUCACAACUGUAACAACUCUGCCCAACAUCUUGAAGCAGUUCAAUCCCAAUUUGACGGGCUUCUCUGUUGGGAUGAGAAAAGACAACACACAUCAGAUCUAUCAAAGAUUAACAAGCUGGUUCCUGUUACGUCAAAUGCGCUCCCUGGUGGACAGAAUGAAGAAGGACUCUGCCAUCAACUUUGAAUUGGACUGGAAGGUGAUCACUGUCUUGAUCGGUGCAAGCGACAUCUGUGAACACUGCUACCAAGCUUCAUUAUUCUCUUCUUUGGUGUACAAGGACAACGUCCAAAGAAGUCUGGAUUAUCUACACAAAGAGGUGCCCCGGGCUCUGGUCAACUUAAUAGAACCCGUCUCAAGGACACCAGUGAGCGAAUUGAACUUGGACACUUUGCUAGAGUGCCCGACCAGGCUCGUCAAAGCUCAGUGUCCUUGCGUUGUUUUACCAACGACCAACCUCAUAGCUUUGCACGAGAAAGAGGAGCUAAACAGGAAAUAUCAGCUGGUACUGAGGAAACUUGUCGAGUCAAAACGUUACGACACUCGCCCCGACUUCACUGUGGUCAUCCAGCCUUUUUUCAGAAAAUUCACCAUUCCCAGACUACCGGAUGGCCGCCCAGACCACUCCUUCUUCACUGACUGUUUGUACCUCAGCCAGAAAGCCCAGACUCAGAUGGCUCGCGCCCUGUGGAACAACAUGCUGGAAAUGCCGGGGAAAAAGACGAUCAUACAGGAUUUAUCCACAGAUAUUGAACUGAAAUGUCCGAGCAAGAUUUCCCCAUACAUCAGAACAUAUCGCAACAUUAAUCACACAUAUGUUGGUCCUACCACGACACCAGCACCGAAACCCACCAGUCCCUUCGUCUUCAUCAGCGUCAACAGUGGCCCACCUCCACCUGUGAUGACCGCGACACUGCGCCCCCCUACCACAACCACCAAUACUACGCUCACUUCCAUCAGCACCACCAACUCCCCUACCACGACCACCAAUACUACGCUCACUUCCAUCAGCACCACCGACUCCCCUACCACGACCACCAAUACUACGCUCACUUCCAUCAGCACCACCGACUCCCCUACCACGACCACCAAUACUACGCUCACUUCCAUCAGCACCACCGACUCCCCUACCACGACCACCAAUACUACGCUCACUUACAUCCGCACCACCGACUCCCCUACCACGACCACCAAGACUACGCUCACUUCCAUCAGCAUUACCGACUCCCCUACCACGACCACCAAGACUACGCUCACUUCCAUCAGCACCACCGACUCCCCUACCACGACCACCAAUACUACGCUCACUUUCAUCAGCACCACCGACUCCCCUACCACGACCACCAAUACUACGCUCACUUCCAUCAGCACCACCGACUCCCCUACCACGACCACCAAUACUACGCUCACUUCCAUCAGCACCACCGACUCCCCUACCACAACCACCAAUACUACGCUCACUUCCAUCAGCACCACCGACUCCCCUACCACGACCACCAAGACUACGCUCACUUCCAUCAGCACCACCGACUCCCCUACCACGACCACCAAUACUACGCUCACUUACAUCAGCACCACCGACUCCCCUACCAAGACCACCAAUACUACGCUCACUUCCAUCAGCACCACCGACUCCCCUACCACGACCACCAAUACUACGCUCACUUCCAUCAGCACCACCGACCCCCCUACCACGACCACCAAUACUAUGCUCACUUCCAUCAGCAUCACCUACCACAACAGUACUACCCAAACAGUUUUCAUACCCACACACCAGCUGGGUUGGGUCGCAGUCACUGUGGGACUUCUUGUGUUCGUGGUGUGCAUCUGCAUUAUAGCGUUUAUUUUCUGUUUUGUGCGGAAUAAGAAACACAAAAGAGAAUACACAGUGGAAAUGAAAAACACAAAAACUGUUGCAUGAUGUUAUAUUUUUUGCAGAAAACUCCAAUGCAGUUCAAAGAGCAUACAAGUUAAUAAUAUUUGUAAAUGGAAGUUUGCAUGGAAUAUUUUUUUCACUGAUUGUUUUUUUUAGUAUUUUUUCGUUAUUUGAUUAAGUAACAAAGGUUCAUUGUUAUUACUGUAAAGAGGCUGACUUUAUCCCCAAAUUAUAUCCCACUGGAGAGGCAUUUACUAUUUUUUGUACUACUAGUUGAUGUCAAAUAUUGAAAUGUACGCUUUGCUUUCCUAAAUGUAUCUUUUUUUGUUUUUACUUGUCUUAGGCUGUUUUGAUUUGCUAUUAAAAAUAAGAUGGUACACGA